CUUCAGGCUCUGUCUCCGUUUUGGGAGGGAGAAAGAGGUGGGACCUAGCGCGGGCCGCGCAGGCGCACGGUGAGCAGCUGCAAUGGCGCCGUCGUGUACCCUUAACAGGUAUCUGCUGCUCAUGGCGCAGGAACACCUGGAGUUCCGCCUGCCGGAAAUAAAGUCUUUGCUUUCGCUUUUUGGAGGUCAGUUCGCCAGCAGUCAAGAAACUUAUGGAAAGUCACCAUUUUGGAUUCUUAACAUUCCCUCUGAAGAUAUUGCAAGAAAUUUGAUGAAACGGACAGUGUGUGCCAAGUCUAUAUUUGAACUAUGGGGUCAUGGACAAUCUCCUGAGGAGCUGUACAGUUCUCUUAAAAAUUACCCUGUGGAGAAGAUGGUUCCAUUUCUACAUUCGGACUCUACAUAUAAAAUAAAGAUUCACACUUUUAAUAAGACAUUGACACAAGAAGAGAAAAUCAAGCGAAUAGAUGCACUUGAAUUUCUGCCAUUUGAAGGAAAAGUGAAUUUAAAGAAACCACAACAUGUAUUCUCUGUUUUGGAGGAUUAUGGUUUGGACCCAAACCGCAUCCCUGAGAAUCCACAUAAUAUUUAUUUUGGUAGAUGGAUUGCAGAUGGACAGAGAGAGCUUAUUGAGUCAUACAGUGUCAAAAAGAGACACUUUAUUGGAAAUACAAGUAUGGAUGCUGGUUUGUCAUUCAUUAUGGCUAACCAUGGAAAAGUGAAAGAAAAUGAUAUUGUCUUUGAUCCAUUUGUUGGAACAGGCGGCCUCCUGAUAGCAUCUGCUCAUUUUGGUGCAUAUGUAUAUGGGACAGACAUAGACUACAACACAGUUCAUGGUUUGGGAAAGGCUACUAGGAAAAACCAGAAAUGGAGAGGACCAGAUGAAAACAUUAGGGCCAAUCUUCGUCAAUAUGGUUUAGAGAAGUAUUACCUUGAUGUCCUGGUUUCAGAUGCAUCUAAACCUUCCUGGAGGAAGGGCACAUAUUUUGAUGCAAUCAUUACUGAUCCUCCAUAUGGUAUCAGAGAAUCUACAAGAAGAACAGGUUCACAGAAGGAGAUACCAAAGGGGAUAGAAAAAUGUCCAGGAAGCCAUGUUCCUGUUUCCUUGAGUUAUCAUCUGAGUGAUAUGUUUCUUGACCUGUUAAACUUCGCAGCUGAGACCCUCGUGUUAGGUGGAAGACUAGUCUAUUGGUUGCCGGUGUAUACGCCAGAGUACACUGAAGAGAUGGUGCCUUGGCACCCUUGCCUGAAACUCAUUAGCAACUGCGAGCAGAAGCUUUCCAGUCACACAUCAAGGCGCUUGAUCACAAUGGAAAAGGUGCAGAAAUUUGAGAAUCCAGACGGUGACCUUGGUGGUGUCUCGUCAGAAGUGCCUCCUUCCUGUCUAUUCUGGCUACACAAGCAGAAGAAUGGCAGAGAAGAAGAGAAGCAGCAUCUGAACGUCAAGAGGAGUUUGGCUGGAGAUGGUUGGAGAGAAGAUUGGUUGCAGGAUGGCUGAACUCCAGGGGAAGAUCAUCCUCCCACUCCAUCCCCUUUACAGCUCCCCAUCCACCCCACUGACAGCCACCUCCACCACUCAGUUAAAGCCCCACACUCACCAUCCUUCAAGUUUGUGUGUGACCUGAUUCUUCUUGCAUGCUGGACAAGGACCCGGGUAUCAAGAGGGCAGGGUGUAAAAGACUGUCACCCUGACUCUCCACCGAGCUGGUUUAACACUUAGCUGUCCACAGACGGCAACUGAUAAAAGACCAUUAAUCGUAACACACCCCCAGACACUACUGUAGGGCUGGAGCCCAAAAGCGCUCGCCCCAGCUCCCGCAUCUGCCUGUCUGCCUGCUCCCCUUCCCAUAAGGGGUUUGAGCCACACGCCUGUCGCAAGUUCCAUGAAGGAGUCAGGCAACUCUCCUGUUUCACUACUGGGCUUCUGUCAAAACUGAACACUUGAACCAUCCAGUCUGCCGUUCCCUUUUUGGAGUAGAUCAAACAGACCUCAUGACUACUAAAGUGGAAAGGGUCCAACUAGCCUUGCUUGUCAUAGAAAAUCAUUAUAUGCAAUAAUCAUUAAUGCAACAGACCUAGCCCCGAUGGCAUCUUGGAUUUACAUGAAAAAGUGGCAGCUAAUCCUUUGGGGAAAACUUUAUUGCCUAUUCCGUUGCCUGAAACAAAGCCCCUGGCUCAGCACCCUCAUUUCAUACAGGUUACAUGUAGGGGAUUUAAAAAUAUAUUUAGGUGGCAUUUAGGAGAUUCCUCGAAAUGCCUGUUGCUUCUUUCACUGACAUAUUGGCUAAGCUGAAAACCAGUGCCAUUUCAAUGGACUGCUAUGGCUGUUCAGCCUCAGUGCCAGGUAGAACUGAAAAUGGAUGUAGUUGAUCUGGUCAUUAAGUAGAAUUCAAGGCCAUUCUCAAAGCUCUGACCAAUACCCUCCUUGAGGAGCCUUGUUAUGUUUUUACUGACUGUUAGGUUGUUGCUAAAGACCUAUGGUUUGAUCUGCCACUUGGAAAACAACAGAUUUGCAGAUUGAAGACAUCCUUCUUUAGGGACUUCAAACAGUGGAAACAAAUUGUGGUGACUAAUAGAACUGUCGGGGUCAUUCAUAUUGACAUCCAUUGUAAAGUCCAUUCUCUGAUGAGACCAGCUAGAAUCACUCGGUUAGCUAGCACCACCCCAAUUGCCAUCAUUGCUGCCUGGAUCCCUUAUUGUACUGGACAUGGCAACACGUCCUCUGUUAUAGACAGUGUAUAAGUAAAGUACUCAAUGUUUCUGAUGUAAAGGCUACCAUUUGGUGCUAGACUUGUGACUCCUGCCAAAAGUUGACCUUGUUGCCUCUUGGUAAGGAAGAACACACUGCAUGGGGUGUUGUCUCCACUGCUCCUGGCAGAUUGAUUACCUCAGACCUUCCGCCACCCCUCUUUAGAGCUACUGGUUGUUCAUCAAUGCUAUUGACACUUUCUCAGGUUACAGGGUUGCUGUUCCAGUGCAAUCAUUUGACUCCAGCCACACCACUUUGGCCCUUGAAACUAAUCUUUGUCAUGUGUUUGGCUUUCUGGAUCAUUUCAUAUGACAAUGAUACACCUUUUAUUGCUAAAGCCACUCAGUCAUGGGCUACAGUCAAGACAUUUGACAGACUUUCCAUACUUCCUACCAUCCACAGGCAUCUGGAAUUUGUGAGCUUUGGAAAUUUGCUCUACAUUUCUUCUAUAUUUUCUCUGGCAACCCUUUGCCAAACCUUCACAGAAAGGCUCAGCACAUUGCUCAAAAGUUACCUCUCAACAGGGCAGUCUUCUGUCCUUUGCGGGAUGCGUAAAUCUUUUAAUUGAUGGUUUUAACUCAGACAAUUGGUGAUUAAUAGUUUGAGUCUCAGGCUGAGAAGAUUUUCCAAAACCAGCACCUGAGAGAGUUGUAACAAUUGGUUGAAAAGGACCACUUUACCUAGUAUGCUUUAUUAUUGAUGUUGAAGCAGGCAAAUAAAUAUUCUAGUUGACCUAUUAUCUUCAAUUUUCUUUCUCUUUACAUUUUUCUAUAGAUUCCAAGAGUGCUAUUUUUUUUUCUAUUUUAAUGUCAAUUGUUGUUUCUCUGUAUUAGUUGUAUGUGUUACUCUAUUUUUCCUGUAACACAUGUUCUAAGGCUUAUCUAUUGGUGAUUGGUUGAUAUCUGUGGGAGUUCCAUGCAUGGAUUUAAAUAAUGACAAAGGAAUUUACAGUCUGGUUGGGGUGAUGAGACCUACACAUAAAAAGAUAGUUAACACAAGGCAGAAUGAAUUAAGUACCCAGGAGAAGCCUCAGUGGAGUUUGGAAGGAUAAGAAUUUUCUUCAGAGUAGAAUAUUUAAUAAAGAUUUCACAGAAGAUGUGGUGCUUAAGCCAGAACAUUACACAUUUUUAAAAAAUUCAGUUAAGUGGAGAGAGGAAAGAAGCACAUUUCAGAUUGGGGGUGUGUGUGAAUAGUGUGAGGAAAGUUCAGAUGUGAGAAUGUGUGAGUCAAGUUCAGAAGAUGAUAGGUACUAACUAGACUAACUAGAGAGAAGGGUUCAUGUGUAUGAUGGUGGGAGAGGACUGAAAAAAGUAGGCUGGGAUCAUGUUGCUAAAGACCUUGAAUGUCAGUCUAAAGAAAUUGUAU
Messenger RNA from Rhinopithecus roxellana (golden snub-nosed monkey), 4114 nucleotides. RefSeq names its product tRNA methyltransferase 11 homolog (gene TRMT11). The record is from RefSeq and is a predicted model, not a curated record. NCBI's taxonomy places the organism in Eukaryota, Metazoa, Chordata, Mammalia, Primates, Cercopithecidae. Gene Ontology annotation, molecular function: nucleic acid binding. Bases 83 to 1498 code for a protein of 471 amino acids. Gene Ontology annotation, biological process: methylation. The transcript is spliced from 14 exons. Gene Ontology annotation, cellular component: cytoplasm.